This is a messenger RNA of Gavia stellata (red-throated loon), 1032 nucleotides long. Its product is annotated as histo-blood group ABO system transferase 1-like. The coding region runs from base 1 to 1032 and encodes 343 amino acids. Lineage: Eukaryota; Metazoa; Chordata; Aves; Gaviiformes; Gaviidae. Gene Ontology annotation, biological process: carbohydrate metabolic process. Gene Ontology annotation, molecular function: hexosyltransferase activity. The transcript has 5 exons. The record is from RefSeq and is a predicted model, not a curated record. Gene Ontology annotation, cellular component: vesicle; membrane; Golgi apparatus.
AUGGGAAUCACAAAAUUACAUGGACUGGCUAUUCUAGUGACAGCAGGAAUCACUGGAGCGAUCUGGUACCAUCACCCUCUCUCCCCAGCCAAUGACCAGGAACCCACAGACUCCUCUGAAGAGGCUAUAUUGCUACACACAGACUUAAACGAAACAUCUCCAAUGCUUCCACGGAGGCGGGAUGUACUUGUGUUGACACCCUGGUUGGCUCCAAUUGUCUGGGAAGGCACGUUCAAUAGAGACAUCCUAAAUGCCCAAUAUAUGCAGAAGAACCUGGUCACUGGAGUGGUCACUUUUGCUGUUAAAAAAUAUGUCCAGUUUGUAGAAGGGUUCAUGAGCUCUGCCAACAAGUACUUCCUUGCUGGGCAUCACGUGAACUUCUACUUGUUCACAGACAAUCCUGAGCAGAUAUCUCACCUUCAGAUGGCCCCUGAGAAUCAUCUUUUUGUCAUCCCUGUCCAGAAUCACUCACGAUGGCAAGAUAUCUCCAUGAGCCGUAUGGAUAUCAUCAGCAGAUAUAUUCACAGCCGAUUCCAGUAUGAGGUUGACUAUCUCUACUCCAUAGACAUUGAUGUCCAGCUAUUUGAACACAUUGGUGUGGAGAUUAUUGAUACACUGGUGGGGACCAUCAGCUCCUGGCAGUACACCGCACGUCGUGAGAGCAAAUCAUAUGAGACACGCACUGAGUCACAAGCUGCUAUCCCUAAGGGAGAAGGGGACUUCUAUUAUACAGCAAGCUUCUACGGGGGAAGUGUGGCUGAGGUCUACAAACUGACCAGAGCCUGUUUUAAAGGGGUCAUGGAGGACAGAGAAAAUGGCAUUGAAGCUAGGUGGCAUGAUGAGAGCCACCUCAACAAGUAUCUCCUGUAUCACAAGCCCACGCGCCUGCUCUCCCCAGAGUACUACUGGGAUGAAGAGCUAAGCCGGCCCCGCAUCAUCCAAGUGAAGAGGAUGUGCUCUGUGCGCAAUGGCAGCAAGAAGAAAGCUAAAGAAAGCAAGAAAGAAAACAGGUCAUCAGUGUCAAGACAGUGA